Molecule: messenger RNA, 1887 nt
Organism: Vespa velutina
Lineage: Eukaryota; Metazoa; Arthropoda; Insecta; Hymenoptera; Vespidae
Gene: Mvb12
Product: multivesicular body subunit 12A
Exons: 9
Coding region: 791-1780 (329 amino acids)
Biological process (GO): receptor catabolic process; endosome to lysosome transport via multivesicular body sorting pathway; regulation of epidermal growth factor receptor signaling pathway
Cellular component (GO): cytosol; ESCRT I complex
Source: RefSeq, a predicted model, not a curated record
UUUUUUUAGAUUACUUGUAAAUCGUUUUCUACGAAGAAUGAUGAUAUACUUUAUAUGGAAUGAUAUAUUUACAUAGAAUUGGCCAAUCCUGCGAACGAGUUAAGCUUUUAUAAAAGAAAGAAAAAAAAAAAAGAGACAUGUGCUCUCUGACGACGACAAAGAUAUUACAAACAAAAUUCAAUUAAUUUUUCUUAUUUCAUUAAAAAAUUAAAACGUUAGUCUGUCUAAAAAGAGUUAUACAUGCGUUAGGUAUUUAUAAAUAUAUACAGAAUCUGAUAAAAAUACUCAUCGAAUGAAUUUAUUAAAUCGCUCAGUCGGCAAGCAUGACUGACAAGAGACACCAGCGAAGUCUAGCGACACUGAAGCCGUACUAAGGAAACUUAUUCUUCUACAAGAGUUUGAAUCUUGGUAGAAUCGCAUACAAAGAUACGAACGAAGUAAUUGCUCUGUCGUGAGAGAUAGAGUUAGGGGCUGAGUUGUUCGAAAGAAACUUGACGUGUCGCUCUCAUUGGAGCUAAUUGAUCGACUAAUUAAGAGCUGGUAGAAAAGAAAAACGGCCGACUAUGCGGCCAUUGUAAAUUUUUCAAUGCUCUAAUCUUUCGUGAGAAGUUUUGAAGAGAGUCCAGUUGCUAGAGAGACGUCACAACAAAAGAUAAACACAGCUUUUAUCUUACUUUUUUUCAAUGAGGAUCCGAAAAAUAUAAUCACUUUAUGAUAUGAAGAUAAUAUUUUGUGCCUUAUUUAAUGUAGUUUUUUUAUCGAUCGAAGAAACGGACGAAAGAUUACAGUAAUGUCAAAGAAAAGCAGUAGCAAAAUGUUAGUUCAUCAAUUAUCUACCGUUCUGCCAGAUGAUAGACCCAUCACUGCCAUUAGUAUUAUUGAGGAUAUAGAGAAAUGUCCACCAAAUUUUACAGUCGUAUCUAGAACAUAUGAUCAGGAUACCGAUGCCGAUUUAUGGAGAGAAACUGGAUUAUUCAUAAAAAAGAAAGGUAGAUACAUAUGCUUUUCAAAGACCGAAGGUUUACCUCAUUGCAUUGUGGAAGAUAUCACCAUUAUCAAUGAACGAGAAAUGCCUCCAGAAGGAUAUAGCAUUAUCUCGCAUACCGUAGAUUCGAUGCAGAAGGCAUGGAGGAAAAAACAAUUGUGUUAUAAAAUUAAAAACAAGGAUUUGUGUUCUAAAGCUGUAACAGAUAUAAUCAUAUGUAGUAGAAUUGUACAUAAGGCAUCGAAGAUGGCACCAAAUGGUUUCGCUGCAGCUGGUAUAAUAAAUGGAGUAUGCGUUUGUUAUAAAACCGUGGAUAUAACAAACGGACAACCAAAUUCUCAAUCAUAUAUUAACAUAGAUAAAUUUUUAAUGCAAAAUGCUUCUCCAAAUCCUUCCAAUGGAACACCUCAUCGAGUACCACCCGAGAGGCCACCUAAACCGAAGUUUUCUCCCAAACCAAAUAAUGGUAUUUAUUCUCAAAUUGGAACACCCGCCAUUGGAAAGGAUACAGACGAAUCUAAUGAUAGGGAUUACGAAGUUUUAAGUCCUAGCGCGAGGUUGAGGCCUACGAGACCUGCACCUCAACCUCCUACUACUUCGGUCAUUGGUUCCAUUCCAAUUUAUGGUACACUGCCAGGUUCUUCCGAUUUAGAUGGAGUCCCAUUCAUUCUCAAUCCUCGUCUUAAUAUUCAUUCUGAUUCUGCCAGUUAUAAAUUUCCUACAAUCAAAAUUUGGACGCAAAAAGAUUUGGACAAAGAGUUUUGCUACGAUUUUCGUGCGGAAAGAGAAACUUGAAAAUACCAAUGUGCCAAAUUAUUUGUAUGAUAAAAUCAUACAUUUCAUUUGUUGUCUAUUCAUCCGUACUGACUAUAUAGUCGAGUGUAAUAGAGUGCCUGAAUGAG